This is a messenger RNA of Elgaria multicarinata webbii, 1859 nucleotides long. RefSeq names its product eukaryotic translation initiation factor 5A (gene EIF5A). The transcript has 6 exons. Gene Ontology annotation, biological process: translational elongation; positive regulation of translational elongation; positive regulation of translational termination. NCBI's taxonomy places the organism in Eukaryota, Metazoa, Chordata, Lepidosauria, Squamata, Anguidae. Gene Ontology annotation, molecular function: ribosome binding; RNA binding; translation elongation factor activity. The coding region runs from base 129 to 593 and encodes 154 amino acids. The record is from RefSeq and is a predicted model, not a curated record.
GGGGGGGAGGGAGGGAAAAGGGCGAGAGGAGGCGAUAAGUGCGCGUGCGCACUGCGGGCUGGGUUGCAGCAGCGGCGGCGGCGGCGGCGGUUGAGCUCGCGGGCGGUUUUCAUACCAUCUGAUCCACCAUGGCUGAUGACCUAGACUUUGAGACCGGCGAUGCCGGGGCCUCCGCCACCUUCCCCAUGCAGUGCUCUGCUCUCCGCAAGAACGGCUUUGUGGUGCUCAAAGGGCGUCCCUGCAAGAUUGUGGAGAUGUCCACCUCCAAGACCGGCAAACACGGUCAUGCCAAAGUGCAUCUUGUUGGCAUAGACAUCUUCACUGGAAAAAAAUACGAAGACAUCUGCCCUUCUACCCACAAUAUGGAUGUGCCCAACAUUAAGAGAAAUGACUUCCAGCUUAUUGGGAUCCAGGAUGGGUACCUUUCCCUGCUUCAGGACAGUGGGGAAGUCCGGGAGGAUCUGCGCCUUCCUGAGGGAGACCUGGGCAAGGAGAUCGAACAGAAAUACGACUGUGGCGAAGAAAUCCUGAUCACCGUACUGUCUGCAAUGACCGAGGAAGCUGCUGUUGCUAUCAAGGCCAUGGCUAAAUAAAGGAAACACAGGGCAGCAGCAGCAGCAGCAGCAACAGCUCCAACUUGUUAUGAACCAGAGAAGGAUCGCAAACCGCAGACUGUCAGAUUUGGCUCCAAACCACCCAAAUCUUUUUUUUUUUCUCUCUCUCUUCCCUUUUCCUUUAAAAAAGCAAAAUCCUCCCACCCACCCUUUUGAAUUAAACAAAAGAAAAGAAACUUUUUAUUUUGUGGUCUUUUUAAAAGAGAAAAAAAGCUGGAUGCUGACGUAUUCCUUUAUUAUGAUUUCCUCAUUUGGCCCAGGCUCUCCAGUUCCCUUCCCUCUCUCGGGCGCUAGUAACACUACAGCUGUUUUCUGGCAAGAGAAGUUGAGAAUUUGCACUUAAAAAGGAAAAAAAAAUAUUUAAACUGCUAGGCGGAGGGAAAGCAUUGCAAAAGACUUGUGUUUAAAAACAAUUUUUUUUUUUUUUUAGUUUUAAUGCUUCUAUUAAGAGGUGGCGGUGGGGUAGCUGCUCUUUUUCCGAAACAAACUGAGCGAAGUACCGUUGCGAACGGAGAAGUCGCGCUCUUCGCCCUAUCCAAUGCGUGUGUUCUUGUGAGCGUUUGUUGAGGGUUGGCGGGAGAGGAGGCACGGCUUUUCCCCACUGUUGGAUGCUUCCAUCUCCCCACCCCCACCCCCCAAUUGGUGGUUGCAGCAAUUCGGUCAAUUCUAUUGGACGGCAUCCUUUCUUGCGCUUGGAGGUUAUCCAUUAAAUGUGUUUCUUUUUGGGAUCACUGCUCUGGUUGCUGACCUUGCUUAAAAAAAACCCUUCUUUAAUCCCUUCUAGAGCACAUGAGUGGCCCCCCCGCCUCCCAAAUCUGGAAGUGUGCGCGCGGGGCCAGGCAUGGAGCAGAGCACACUCUUCAAAGUGGGAGCAAAAUCGCUCAUGGCUGCCUGGUUAAAAAAAAAAAAACUUUUGCCCUUGUGCCACCUGGGCUCUGGUCCCUGUCAAUCAUGUUCGAUACCCCCCCCCCUCUCAAUAGUGCUGUAGCUGCCUCUGAGCCCUUCACACUUGGAGCUAGCAACUCCAGCACAUCUCCCUUCAUACUGGGUAACUGUAUCCCUAUCCAAGAGCUGUUCAAGGUAGGGAUUUUCUGGGGUAACAAAACUAGCACCCCAACUGUUUCCUUGGUUCAUAUUUACUCUCCUCUGCUGUUCACAGGUCAGCGCUGUGGCCUCCCCUUCCCUCCCCUGUUAAUCCAACACAUUUGUUAAUCAACCUCAAUAAAAACAAGUUUAAUAUGAAAA